AGGAUUACCCACUCACCAACUAGGAUCACCGCCCCCCCCCUCCGCCCCCCAAUUCCAUCAGCUAAACCAGACACACAUACAUACAACUCCAAUCUCUUUCUCUCUCCCCCCUCCCUCCCUCUCCUUCUCUCUCUCUCUCUCUCUCUCUCUCUCUCUCUCUCUCUCUCUCUCUCUCUCUCUCUCUCUCUCUUUCUCUCUCUCUCUUUUUCUCUCUUUCUCCCUCCAUCCCAUACUCUUUCUCUUCCUCUCUCCCUCCCUCCCCCUCCUUUUCUUUCUCUCACUUUCUCUCCCCCUCUUUCUUUCUCCCUCUCCCUCCUCUCCAUCUCCCUCCUUUUCCUCCCCCUCCUCCUGCCCACUAAACACACAGGAACACACAGUGCCAGUUUGCCCGCUCCUCCCUUGGCCCUUCCCACUGGGAGGGAACUAUAAAGGACCUGUCUCUCUCGGUACCUCUGUACGGUAGACACUGCUCGCUCGGCUCCCUGGGUCAAGAUCUCUAGGUCAUUUUUCCUUUGGCCAAUCAGAGGGUCUCUAGAAGUCCCUCCCUGCAGGACUGAUGGCUGCCAAGAAGGCCCUACUUGUGCUGGCUCACUCGGAGAAGACCUCCUUCAAUUAUGCUUUGAAAGAAGCCGCCGUGGAGGCUCUAAGUAAGAAAGGAUGGAACGUCACAGUGUCGGACCUGUAUGCUAUGAAUUUCAAUCCAUUAAUCUCCAGGAAGGACAUCACAGGUGCCCUAAAGGACCCCGAGAACUUUAAGUACCCAGUGGAAUCCACGCAGGCUUACAAGGAGGGCAGGCUGAGCUCAGACAUUGUUGCAGAACAGAAGAAGCUGACAGAUGCAGACCUGGUGAUAUUUCAGUUCCCACUACAGUGGUUCGGGGUACCUGCUAUCCUGAAGGGUUGGUUUGAGAGAGUUUUAAUUGGAGAAUUUGCCUAUACCUAUGCCAACAUGUAUGACAAUGGGCCCUUUAAGAACAAAAAGACUGUGCUCUCCAUCACCACCGGAGGGGCUGGCUCCAUGUAUUCACCAAUCGGUGUCCAUGGGGACAUGAAUAUCAUCCUCUGGCCAAUCCAGAGUGGUAUUCUGCAUUUCUGUGGCUUUCAAGUCUUGGAACCUGAACUUACCUACAGCAUUGGGCACACUCCAGCAGAUGAACGGCUUCAGAUCCUGGAAAAAUGGAAAAAACGCCUGGAAAACAUCUGGGAAGAGAAGCCAUUGUCCUUUACUCCAAGCAACUGCUUUGACCUCAACUUUCAAUCAGGAUUCUUGAUGAAAAAAGAAGUGCAGGAAGAAUGUAAAAACAAGAAAGUUGGGCUUUCUGUUGGCCACCACAUGGGCAAAAGCAUCCCAACUGACAACCAGGUCAAAGCCAAGAAAUAAGACAUCAUAAAACUUAUUUUCCUCCAAGAAUUUUUAUUUUUUAUUUCAUUUUUAAAACCUUUUUGACCUGGAUUUUUAGGACUCCUCCCUCUUCUGUUUUGGGGGGUUGAAUGAGAGAGAUAGUUCAGGGGCACUCAGAAGCUUUGAGAUUACUUUUCUAUUUGUGUUCUUAACUUUUACAGGUGCAAAGGAUUGUCCCCUAGGUUGACUAACCCUGAUGUAAUCCCUAAUUCUUUUUGUUAAUUAAAUUUUACCCAUAUACUAUGUCAAAAUACAUUUUUAUUAUUAAAGUACUGGUUAGAAUUAUGUAAGUAGGACAUCAUGCACAUAUUAAAAAAUAAAAACAUUUAUUCACAUUAA
Monodelphis domestica (gray short-tailed opossum) is the source of this 1741-nucleotide messenger RNA. It is a transcript of the gene NQO1, whose product is annotated as NAD(P)H quinone dehydrogenase 1. The record is from RefSeq and is a predicted model, not a curated record. NCBI's taxonomy places the organism in Eukaryota, Metazoa, Chordata, Mammalia, Didelphimorphia, Didelphidae. Gene Ontology annotation, cellular component: cytosol. Gene Ontology annotation, molecular function: NAD(P)H dehydrogenase (quinone) activity.